AAUAAAACACAACCCAAGAAGCAAAUUUUGGAAAUAACGACGCGGGAAGUGCAGGCAAUAAUAUAUUAUUAUUAAAUUCGUACGACAAAUGUUGCAAAUGGCCGCCAUUUACGGUUUUACUAACGCCACGUUUUAUUACGGAAUAAAUUCAUCACUGUGCCUUCACGUCGAAACCAGACACUUGAUCGAACUCUUGUUACGCUUGAUUGAACCAGAAACCUCGGUUCCAUAUCGUUCACAAACAAUUCUGCCAAUGUUAAUUAACAUGUUGUUAAAGGUUGCAGACUAUUUGUGCAGAGAGUGCCUUGUUUAUUCUACAGAAUAAUGCUGUUAAAGACUCGCGUGCUAAUUAGUAUCCUAAACGUCGUAUAUCGAAUAUUAAAAUGGAUUUACAUGUUUAUCUACAAGAAAUCAUCACAAAAUAUACCACCUGCAACGAAUCCCUUAUUUACAUUAAGCGCUACUAUGCUAGCUAAAAAAAUUAGACAAAGAGAAAUAUCAAGCUACGAGGUAGUGAACGAAUAUAUAGAGCGAAUUAAGGAAGUGAAUUGUCAUUUAAAUGCCGUUGUUGACAAUCGAUUCGAGGAGGCCAUAAUUGAGGCAAAAGUCUGCGACGAACAAUUAAAAACUGAAAAAUUUGAUACCGAAACUUUAGAAAAGGAAAAGCCGCUUUUUGGUGUGCCGUUCACUGUCAAAGAAUGUAUCGCUGUCAAAGGAUGCAGUUAUACUGGUAGCUGUAUAGAUCGCAAAGGAAUAAAAGCGACUCGCGACGCCGUGAUCAUCGAAUUAAUCCGAAAUGCUGGCGGAAUCCCAGUAUGCGUCACAAACACUCCAGAGUUGUGUGCCGGGAUAGACACCACGAAUUUUUUGUACGGACACACUUAUAAUGCAUAUGAUAGUAGGUUCACGGCUGGCGGAUCAUCUGGCGGAGAGUGUGCGUUACUCGGAGCAGGUGCUUCUUUAAUUGGAAUUGGUUCGGAUAUAGCUGGUUCUGUACGAUUCCCAGCUCUGUUCAACGGUGUUUUUGGGCACAAACCUACGUCUGGAAUUAUUUCAACUGAAGGACACCUACCAACGUGUGAGGAUAUAGUCUUUUUAAAACUUUUGACCUUUGGUCCGAUGACCAGAUACGCGGAGGACCUCGGUCUGUUAAUAAAAGUGCUAACGUCAAAAUGUGAACAUAACUUGCGUUUGAAUGUGCCGGUGGACUUGAAGCAAUUAAAGGUCUACUAUUUGCAAGCCUUGGACAAUUCGUUAGGCUUGUUGCCGGUAUCGUCGGAAAUCAAAGAAUGUAUACUGAAAGCCGCAAAUCAUUUCAAAAACCAUGGUAUUUAUACGGAGCAGUUACCAAUAGAUUGGCCUUCAAGUGUCGUUGAAAUUACAUUUGCUGGACUUUCCAAAAUAAAGAACCCUUUUUCCUUGCUAAAAGACAUAAAUCAUUCUAAGCUCCAAAAGCAUAUAGUCGCUGAAUUCGGGAAAGCUUUACUUGGCAACUCGUCAUACACGAUAUCAAUGCUUUUAGCCAUCAUAAUGCUACAGAAACAUCUUCCAUUUUCGAAGUCAGAAUUAUCUUAUUACACAGAGAAAGAAGAAGCGCUUCGGCAAAAACUGCUGAAUUUGUUGGGAGAGGACGGGGUAUUUAUUUAUCCAACAUUCCGAAACUCGGCGGUUCUUCCGUGUCUUGACCUUUGCGAAAUACUCGGUAUUGCGUAUUGCGCUAUUUUCAAUGUUUUUGGCUUUCCCGCAACGCAAGUGCCAAUGGGACUCAAUCGCAAUGGAUCACCUAUUGGUGUUCAGGUGAUAGCAGCGCCUUCUCAAGAUCGCCUUUGCUUGGCGAUUGCGCAAGAAUUGGAAAGUGCUUUCGGCGGCUGGGUACCGCCGUCGGCAACAGCACGCGAUUAACAAAUUGGGAUAAUUAAUUUUAUAACUAACAGAUAUAGUUAUUUUAUUGCCGCUAAAGACAGUGAACUGUGAAGUCUGCACAAGUAUUUGCACAAGUGUGAAAUCUGUAUAAGAAAUACACAUAUAUUUUCAUACUUGUGUUCUCGAACAUUCUCAUUUUUAAGUUUAAGAAAAUUUUCUUCUAUAUUUCU
Linepithema humile (Argentine ant) is the source of this 2093-nucleotide messenger RNA. The record is from RefSeq and is a predicted model, not a curated record. Lineage: Eukaryota; Metazoa; Arthropoda; Insecta; Hymenoptera; Formicidae.